Molecule: messenger RNA, 1688 nt
Organism: Epinephelus moara (kelp grouper)
Lineage: Eukaryota; Metazoa; Chordata; Actinopteri; Perciformes; Serranidae
Product: scavenger receptor cysteine-rich type 1 protein M130-like
Exons: 9
Coding region: 1-1674 (557 amino acids)
Cellular component (GO): membrane
Source: RefSeq, a predicted model, not a curated record
AUGCUCAACCAUCAGUGUGGAAUACAGGAUGCUGACAAGAAUGAACUGAGAUCCAUCGCCUCCGAUCCUGACGAAAUUCACAUGUACAUUAUAAAGGACUUCUCAUCUCUAAAGGAUAUUGUUGACCACCUCACCAUCAGCAUCUGUAACAGCGCUAAUAGCUUAGUGUUUGUCAGGCUGGUGAAUGGGACUGGUCUGUGUUCAGGACACCUGGAGGUGAAGUCUAACCAGUCUAACCAGUCGUGGUCCUCAGUCUGUGAAGAUGACUUUGACCAGCAGGAUGCAGAGGUGGUCUGUAGGGAGCUGGGCUGUGGGGCUCCUUCAGUCCUCCAGGGGGCGCUCUAUGGAGAAGUGGAGGCUUCAAUGUGGACCAAAGAGUUCCAGUGUGGAGGAAAUGAGUCUGCUCUCCUGGACUGCAGAAGCUCAGACUCAGAUAGAAACAACUGCUCAUCUGGCAAAGCUGUUGGACUCACCUGCUCAGAUCCUGUCAGGUUGGUGGGAGGAUCCAAUCGCUGCACUGGAACACUGGAGGUGAAACAGGGAGACUGGAGACCAGUGGAUGGCUCUGACUGGACACUGACGUCAGCAGCUAUAGCCUGUGAAGACUUGGACUGUGGCUUUGCUGUGUCAACAGGAAUAAGAAAUGUGUCCAUGUCCACAUCUACAUGGAUCAAUCCUGAUUGUAUUCAGGCUGGAUAUACUCUGAGGGAGUGUGUCACAUCAGGUUCCUCCUCUUCCAUCCUGGAGCUCACCUGCUUAGAGCCUGUCAGGUUGGUGGGAGGAUCCAGUCGCUGUGCAGGAACACUGGAGGUGAAACAGAGAGACUGGAGACCAGUGGGUGGCUCGGACUGGACUCUGAAGGAAGCAGCAGACUCUGUCAGGCUGGUGAAUGGGACUAAUCUGUGUUCAGGACACCUGGAGGUGAAGUCUGACCAGUCUAACCAGUCGUGGUCCUCAGUCUGUGAAGAUGACUUUGACCAGCAGGAUGCAGAGGUGGUCUGUAGGGAGCUGGGCUGUGGGGCUCCUUCAGUCCUCCAGGGGGCACUCUAUGGAGAAGUGAAGGCUUCAAUGUGGACCAAAGAGUUCCAGUGUGGAGGUAAUGAGUCUGCUCUCCUGGACUGUAGAAGCUCAGGCUCAGAUAGAAAAACCUGCUCAUCUGGCAAAGCUGUCGGACUCACCUGCUCAGAUCCUGUCAGGUUGGUGGGAGGAUCCAGUCGCUGUACUGGAACACUGGAGGUGAAACGAGGAGACUGGAGACCAGUGGAUGGCUCUGACUGGACUCUGAUGUCAGCAGUUGCCUUCUGUAGAAACCUGAACUGCGGCUCUGCUAUUUCAGCAGGAAGGAGAGAGGACUCCUCCAACAGAUCUGCAUGGAAGAUCAACUUUGACUGUGUUCACUCUGGAUCUGCUCUGAGAGAGUGUGUAACAUUAUUGUCCUGGUCUUCCUCCACCCUGGAGCUCACCUGUUCAGAUCCAGCAGCUUUUAUCAUCAGACUGGUCGUCCUGCCGCUGAUUCUGCUGUUGUUCAUCACUGUCAUCUAUUUCAUCUUUAAGACCACCAGGGGGAAGAAGCCAGGCCAACAGGAGAACAUUGAGGUGGAUUAUUACAACCUCAGUGUUUUCAGAAAUGAAGGAGGAUCGGCUGAAGAGGAAGGAGCCCAGGCAGAAGAGUAGGACCUACAAAGAGC